Messenger RNA from Malania oleifera, 3146 nucleotides. RefSeq names its product protein MICRORCHIDIA 7. NCBI's taxonomy places the organism in Eukaryota, Viridiplantae, Streptophyta, Magnoliopsida, Santalales, Ximeniaceae. Bases 138 to 2651 code for a protein of 837 amino acids. Gene Ontology annotation, cellular component: nucleus. The record is from RefSeq and is a predicted model, not a curated record. The transcript has 20 exons. Gene Ontology annotation, molecular function: ATP hydrolysis activity.
AUAUAAAGACACGUAUGACACCAAGCGCUCGCGCCGCGCACGCACUCCACAUUCUUCCGCCUUCGAAUCCACUGAAUAUCUAAUUCUCUCUCGCUCUCUCUCUCUCUCUCUCUCCUCGCCGGGAUCUAUCGGCCGCCAUGGACUACGUCAAAGUGAAGGAAGAGAUGGUCGAGCCUCUGCAAUCGCGCGAACCGAUUCGAAAUAUUUAUGCUCCGAACAGGCAUCCUGCCGCUCUUGCGGCGGUGAUUGAACUCAGCAGCAGCGACUCGGAGUCCUCCGACUCGGACGAUUCCUCCGAUUCGGACGAUUUUGUUGCCGGUGAGAAGCGUGCUGGGGAUACGGGCGGCUCCGACGGAGGUAAGCGGAAGAAGCAGAAGAUGGACGUGGUCUUGCCGGUCGGUUUCCUCGAUCCUCUACCCCCAGAGGAGCGGCUCCCGCUCCCGGCGCCGUCUGUGGUGGCGCCUGUGGUGGCGCAGCGGCGUGCGGGGGAUGAUGUUGUUGUCCAGGGCAGCAAGCAGUUUUGGAAGGCUGGGGAUUACCAAGGUUCUCCUUGUAGCGAUUGGGACGCGUAUUCAGGAGGCAUGGAUCAUGUUAGGGUUCACCCCAAGUUCUUACAUUCUAAUGCAACGAGUCAUAAAUGGGCACUUGGAGCUUUUGCGGAGCUCUUGGACAAUGCCCUGGAUGAGGUAUGCAAUGGAGCUACACAUGUUACUAUAGAUAUGAUUCAGAACAAAAAAGAUGGUAGCAGAAUGUUGCUGAUAGAAGAUAAUGGUGGUGGCAUGAAUCCUGAUAAAAUGCGACAAUGCAUGUCUCUUGGUUAUUCUGCAAAAAGCAAAUUGGCGAAUACCAUUGGGCAAUAUGGAAAUGGGUUUAAAACUAGUACGAUGAGGCUUGGAGCAGAUGUCAUUGUGUUCUCUCGUUGUCAUGGAGAAGUGGAGAAAAGCCCCACACAGAGCAUCGGAUUGCUGUCCUACACAUUUUUGAGGAGCACAGGAAAAGAAGAUAUUGUAGUCCCAAUGCUUGAUUAUGAAAGAGGAGGGCACGAAUUGAGCAAGAUUAUACGAUCAUCUGCGGCUGAUUGGAAUAAAAAUUUGGAAACAAUUGUGCAAUGGUCACCGUAUUCAAGUGAGGCAGAUCUUCUUCAACAGUUAAAUCACAUGAAAGAUCAUGGUACACGUAUUAUCAUAUACAAUCUUUGGGAGGACGAUGAAGGACAGUUGGAACUUGAUUUUGAUGCAGAUCGAUAUGACAUUCAAAUUAGAGGUGUCAACCGAGAUGAGAAAAAUAUACAAAUGGCAAAGCAGUAUCCCAACUCCAGGCACUUCUUAACUUAUAGACAUUCAUUGAGGAGUUAUGUAUCAAUCCUAUAUCUCAGACUUCCACCUGGCUUCCGAAUUAUUCUUCGUGGAAAAGAUGUUGAGCACCACAACAUAGUGAAUGAUAUGAUGUUUACACAGGAGAUUACUUAUCGUCCACAGACCAGUGCCGAUGGAACCCAAAAGGAUUUGAAUAUGGUUGCUGUUGUCACUAUUGGGUUUGUGAAGGAUGCAAAGUUUCAUAUCGAUGUUCAAGGAUUCAAUGUUUAUCAUAAGAAUCGGCUCAUUAAGCCAUUUUGGAGGCUUUGGAAUGCUGCCGGAAGCGAUGGUCGUGGAGUCAUAGGUGUAUUGGAAGCUAAUUUUGUUGAACCAGCUCAUGAUAAGCAGGGAUUUGAGCGUACAACUGUUCUUUCAAGACUUGAGGCUCGAUUACAACAUAUGCAAAAGAACUAUUGGUCUGCAUACUGCCAUAAAAUUGGUUAUGCUCCACGCCGUAAUAAAAAAGGUCCAAACAAUUCUGCAGUUAGAGAAAGUUCUCCUGACUUUCGUCCUGAAUCACCUUCUGAUCCUAAAAAGAAGUCUACUGCCUCAAGCAGCAAGAAACCACUUUAUGAUGCAGACAAGGUUGGGUCUCAAUCAAAUCAGGGAGUAAAGGGAUUUGAAAAAUCUUCCAAAAUUGGGGACCAUGGAUAUGGGAAUGGAUAUGUUUCUGGCAAGGAUAGCGGAGUAAAGAUUCCUACAAAAUCUGGAAGAAUACUUUCUUCUGAACCCACAUCACCUUCUGUGGAGGAAGUAGGCGGUGAUGAUACGCCUCCUGAGGGACGAACCCAUUGUAAUGGUGAUAAGACAUUCAAUUCUAAGAAGUCUGUUGGGAGAGAUGGCGAUCAUUCAACCCAGUCAUCUCCAUAUUCAGAAAAUACAGGAGCAUCACAUGAUCAUCAAACCCCACGGUCACAAACAAAGGGAAAUAUUGGAAAUGGAACCAACAGCAGUUUACGCGCAUUACAACAGUUGGAAGAAGAGAAUCGAGAUUUAAGGGAAAGAUUAAAGAGAAAGGAGGAAGAGGCUUCUGGUGAUUUACGGCAUGAAUUACAGUGUGAAAGGGAGAGGUGCAAGUCACUUGAAAGUCAGCUGAACGAGGCAAAACAAAAAAUUGAGGAAAUGAACAAGGAACAAGAAAGUCUGAUUGAUAUAUUCUCAGAGGAGAGGGACCGACGAGACAUUGAGGAGGAAAAUUUGAGAAAGAAGUUAAAGGAUGCUUCAAACACCAUUCAGGAGUUGCUUGACAAGGUGAAAUUGCUGGAGAAGAUGAAGUCUCCUAACAGCAAAAUAUAGCUGUAAAGUAGAAUCCCAUACGUAGUCAUGACUCGCCCACUGCUUUUUCGGUAACUCGGAUGAACCUAACAGUUGCGCUAUUAACUUUCCAACUAGAGGCUCGUUGUUCUUUGUAUAGUUUACUGAUACCGACUGCAGACGCCUUCACCCAUGUUGUGGUACGCUAGUCAAAUAGUUGAUGGGAGGAAGAAAAAAUAGAAAGAUAUACAGAAUUGUAGGAGUUGAAUGUGUAGUUUUGGAAACUGCAGCGGCUGGGUUUCGAUCCAAGUUUUGAAUAGAGUGCAACUCUGACUUUAGUUUGUAUAUGAUGUAAUCUCAUCUGAGUUCCUUGAAUUAUUUGGGUUCAUUUUUUUAAUUCCUUGUUCUCACGAGUACUUGUGUUUGCCCCUGGUGGCUCGAUAUUGGAUUUAAUUAUUUAUUUUUUUAAAAAAUAUUUUGUUAUAACCAUAGAUAUUAGCACUCAUAAAUGCUUAAUUUGAUAGCAGCUUUCUAAAA